Molecule: messenger RNA, 1267 nt
Organism: Aureobasidium uvarum
Lineage: Eukaryota; Fungi; Ascomycota; Dothideomycetes; Dothideales; Saccotheciaceae
Source: the annotation of a GenBank genome assembly
CAUGGAAACUCUACCGCUGGAGCUCAAGCAGCAUGUCUGCAGCUACCUGCCACCCGAAGAUCUCAAGUCGCUCAGGUUGACAUCGAAAGCUUACUCCGUCGCUGCUUGCCGCUACUUCAUACCACGCAUCUUCCUUUGCAACCAUCCAAAGAGUUUUCAAGAGGUACAAGAUAUCACUGAUCAUCCUGAUCUCAGGCAUUCUGUGACUACUUUGGUCAUUGAUGUCUCCUGGCUACAACUGUUACCGGACUAUCGUCAAUGGGCUCUCUACUAUGAAAGGGCUGAGAGGGGACCUCAGUACGCUACAGGCGAAGUCGAUGCUCAAGAAGAAGAAGAAGAAGAAGAAGAAGAGGAGGAGGAUCUGCUCUGCGAGGAGAAGAAACGAGUCGUGUACAAAAAACUACUAACAAUCUGUAGCGAGCUAUGGAUGUACCAUCAGGAGCUGGCUUCCCUGCAACGAGAGGAGCACUCCAAGGAACACCUGCUGAGAUGCAUCACUCUCACCUUCCAGAAGUGCCCCAAACUCAGGAAUCUCAUCGUUGACUACUGUCCUUCGUACAGAAGUGAAUCGCCCCUGGUCAAGAAAAGAAGACACUUCUAUGCCGCCGAGAUUCCGUUGACCGCCAAGCACGCUAUUCUCAUCACGCCUUGGCAACAUAUGACCGUCUGGGAGUUGUUCAAGCCCAUCCAAGAUGCCGAUGGAUCGCUGGAAUCCCUGGUGUUGAUCGACCCAUACCUCUUGUAUGGUCGAACGCCUUCCCCGUCAAUUUUCAGGAAUCUCAAGCAUCUACGAGAGGAGUACUGUCCCCAAAGCUUCUUGAGAUUCAUUGUAGCCUCUGCACCAGAUCUGCAGAGCUUUGGAACGUAUGGUCUCACUCCCUACCACCGUCACUAUCAUAGCUCCUCGAUACAGUUUCUGAUGAGUCUACCUCCUCUUCGAAACCUCCGAACCUGCAGUCUGAAUUGCACUGAUAAUGAGGACGAUGUGGUUCAACUUCUCCUUCGCCAGUCAAGUACCUUACAACGACUCAGGAUCGCUUACGCAAGUUACAGGACAUUGAUUGCGCGUGUGAAAGGCAGACUGCCUAAUCUAAGACGUGUGGAGCUCAGCCAUGUGAGACACCUCGUCGCCAGUAGGACGUUGUACAUGACCGCGAACGAUAUUCUGCAAGAUCAUGAGCACGAGUUGGGGACCGGACCGAUAGAGAUCGAGGAUGGACUUUGGGAGGAAUAUGAGAAGCAGUUCUUCCCUGGAAACAUCGAGACG